Molecule: messenger RNA, 757 nt
Organism: Daucus carota subsp. sativus
Lineage: Eukaryota; Viridiplantae; Streptophyta; Magnoliopsida; Apiales; Apiaceae
Product: 1,4-dihydroxy-2-naphthoyl-CoA thioesterase 1
Exons: 3
Coding region: 61-540 (159 amino acids)
Biological process (GO): phylloquinone biosynthetic process
Cellular component (GO): peroxisome
Molecular function (GO): 1,4-dihydroxy-2-naphthoyl-CoA thioesterase activity
Source: RefSeq, a predicted model, not a curated record
CAGUAGAUAAGUAGUUUAGUUCAACUUACUAUUCAUCAUCGUACAUCCAAGAAAGCGAAAAUGGAGUUGACUCCGCAAGCAAUCAAAACACAAGAACUAGAUAUACCUCUUCACGCAUUUGGGUUCGAGUUUCAAGAAUUGUCGCCGGAAAAAGUCACCGGACGCCUUCUCGUCACGCCGAUAUGUUGCCAGCCGUUUAAGGUGUUACAUGGCGGAGUAUUGUCAGUGAUAGCGGAGUCAGUAGCAAGUGUUGGGGCCUACAUGGCAGCUGGCCUGAUAAGGGUUGCCGGAAUUCAGCUCGAUAUCAACCAUCUCCAAAGCGCUGACCUCGGUGAUCUUGUCUUUGCUGAGGCCACCCCUGUUUCUGUUGGGAAAUCAAUUCAGGUAUGGGAGGUGAAACUCUGGAAGUUGGACAAUCCUUCGGAUUCUGAGAGCAAGUCAAUGAUAUCUGUGUCACGCGUUACUCUUAUAUCAAACCUGCCCGUGCCAGAACAUUCCAAAGAUGUUGCUAAAAACUUAGCAAAGCUUGCAAAACUAUGAGCCUCCAAUUUGACAGAACUAGAAAGCAUAUCACCACACAAAAGCUCUGCAAUGUAGUCCUCGACAAAUGUAUGUGGAUAUUAUACGUGCAACCUGUUGUUUAGAAUUUGAUGAACAUUUUACGCACAAAAGUACGAGUGCAGAGCAGAUAUAUUGUAGUUAGCCAAUGUACUCCGAAUUUGAUCAAUAAAGUCGCUGUGUUCAAAUUCGAUCUUUA